Molecule: messenger RNA, 636 nt
Organism: Tetrahymena thermophila SB210
Lineage: Eukaryota; Ciliophora; Oligohymenophorea; Hymenostomatida; Tetrahymenidae
Exons: 3
Source: RefSeq, a predicted model, not a curated record
AUGGCUGAUAAAAAAAUAUUUAGGGAAAUAGAAGGUAUUUUUGGCUGGAUAGAGGAGAUAAACAAAUAAUAAAAUAAAGAUGACGACUCAGCGUAAUUAGAUUGGAAGUAAUAGUUGACAGAAUUCUUUAAAUUUAUUGGAGUGGAUGAUAUAACUGAAGAAGAGAUAAAUGCAUUAAAUGAGUUAGCGAUGAUUAAAAAAGAAGAGCAACUUAAAAGAGAAAAGCAUUAAGAAAAUAAAUUUAGAGAUUACAACGAGGAUAAUAAGCUCACAUAUAAAGAUUUAAUGAGAGUUUUUAUACCAGAUGAUGAUUUAACAGAAAAAUAAAUAGAGACUGAUUUGGAAAAAGAAAAGAAAGAGUUGAUGAAUGCAUUUAGAAUACUAACUCCCAAUAAGAGUGGUGAUACAAUUGAAAUAUCAAGGUUAAAAAAGAUGAUCUUUCUACAUGAAAAAGAAUAUACAGGUCAAAAGUAGACCAAGCAUGGUUAAAAUGAAAAAGAGGAGUAAAAAGAAAAGGAGAGAGCAAUGUAAAAAAUAGAAGACAUAUUAAGCGACCUUAAAAUAGAAGGAGGAGGAUCAGAUACAUUUAAUUUUAAAGAGUAUUUAGAUGAUUAAUUCAAAAUUAAAAAGCAAUGA